Archocentrus centrarchus (flier cichlid) is the source of this 2780-nucleotide messenger RNA. It is a transcript of the gene elp3, whose product is annotated as elongator acetyltransferase complex subunit 3. Bases 341 to 2002 code for a protein of 553 amino acids. Gene Ontology annotation, cellular component: elongator holoenzyme complex; nucleus; cytoplasm. Gene Ontology annotation, molecular function: acyltransferase activity, transferring groups other than amino-acyl groups; iron-sulfur cluster binding. The transcript is spliced from 15 exons. Gene Ontology annotation, biological process: tRNA wobble base 5-methoxycarbonylmethyl-2-thiouridinylation. The record is from RefSeq and is a predicted model, not a curated record. Lineage: Eukaryota; Metazoa; Chordata; Actinopteri; Cichliformes; Cichlidae.
CGAGAAGGGCUCAGCGCCGCUCUGCGCCUGCGUGGUAACGCCGCUCUCAGACAGUUCAGCGAAACAGCCGUUCUCGGUACGCAUUAAGCUACUAGGACUCUCUUGGCACUGCUUUACUCACGGAUACGUUUAGACGUCAAUAAAUGACAAAUUAAACAUCAUAAAGACGUUUUACGUUAUUUUGCGACAGUCGCUAUCGCCGUACGACAGGUGCCGCGUUCGGUCGCAACGUGGAGUUGUUUACAGUGUUCUCUGAGUGCUGUCAGGCUCAAAGGCACAUGAAGACCUGUUUAGCAGACUCCAGCUCGUAUAGAAUUGGACUGAGUGCCUAACGGAAGAAAUGGGAAAGCCAAAGAAAAAGAGUGACCUCAGCCGGGCCGAGCUGAUGAUGAUGACCAUUGCCGAUGUCAUCAAGCAGCUGGUUGAAGCCCACGAGAAGGGCAAGGACAUCAAUCUUAACAAAGUGAAGACUCAGACCUCAGCUAAAUAUGGACUUGAAGCCCAGCCUCGAUUGGUGGAUAUCAUUGCAGCUGUUCCACCGCAGUACCGUCGAGCACUGGUGCCCAAACUAAAGGCCAAACCUAUCCGCACUGCCAGUGGGAUUGCAGUUGUGGCUGUGAUGUGCAAACCACAUCGAUGUCCUCACAUCAGCUUUACAGGCAACAUCUGCGUGUACUGUCCUGGAGGACCGGAUUCUGACUUUGAGUACUCCACUCAGUCUUACACUGGCUAUGAGCCGACUUCCAUGAGAGCCAUUCGAGCUCGUUAUGACCCGUACCUUCAGACCAGACAUCGAGUGGAGCAGCUGAAGCAGCUGGGCCACAGUGUCGACAAAGUGGAGUUCAUCGUGAUGGGUGGGACUUUCAUGGCUCUGCCUGAGGAGUACAGAGACUACUUCAUCAGGAACCUCCAUGACGCCCUGUCAGGACAUACCUCUAACAACGUGUCUGAGGCUGUCAGGUACUCGGAGCGCAGUAAUACCAAGUGUGUGGGGAUCACUAUAGAGACGCGGCCCGACUAUUGCCUGAAGCGACACCUCAGUGACAUGCUGGGCUACGGAUGCACCCGGCUGGAGAUAGGGGUCCAGAGCGUUUAUGAAGAUGUGGCCCGCGACACCAACAGAGGCCACACAGUGCGAGCUGUGUGUGAGUCGUUCCACCUGGCAAAAGAUGCAGGCUUCAAAGUGGUCGCCCACAUGAUGCCAGACCUGCCGAACGUGGGCAUGGAGAGGGAUGUGGAGCAGUUCAUCGAGUUUUUUGAGAAUCCAGCUUUCAGGCCAGAUGGGCUGAAACUGUACCCGACCCUGGUGAUCCGAGGCACGGGUCUGUAUGAGCUGUGGAAGACUGGCCGGUACAAGAGCUACACACCGAGCGCUCUGGUGGACCUCGUGGCUCGGAUUCUGGCGCUGGUGCCGCCCUGGACACGAGUGUACCGAGUGCAGAGGGACAUUCCCAUGCCGCUGGUGAGCUCUGGAGUGGAGCACGGCAACCUGAGAGAGCUGGCACUGGCCAGGAUGAAGGACAUGGGCACUGAGUGUCGUGAUGUCAGAACCCGAGAAGUGGGCAUCCAGGAGAUCCACCACAAAGUCAGGCCUUACCAGGUGGAGUUGAUAAGAAGAGACUAUGUGGCCAAUGGUGGCUGGGAGACCUUUCUGUCCUAUGAGGAUCCGGAGCAGGACAUCCUUAUUGGCCUGUUGCGGCUGCGCCGCUGCUCUCCGCAGUCCUUCCGUCCAGAGCUCAAAGGAGGCGUGUCCAUUGUCCGUGAGCUGCAUGUCUACGGCAGCGUGGUCCCCGUCAGCAGCCGAGACCCGAGCAAGUUCCAGCAUCAGGGUUUCGGUAUGAUGCUGAUGGAGGAGGCUGAAAGAAUUGCCAGGGAUGAGCACGGCUCUAGCAAACUGGCUGUUAUCUCAGGUGUAGGAACAAGGAACUACUACAGGAAGAUGGGUUACGAGCUGGAGGGACCAUAUAUGAUGAAGGACCUGCAUGGGCCAGGGAUGGACUGAAAAUUAUUUUACUUAUCAAAGCACCGCUCUGGGACAUGAAUAUUAAUGUAUUGGUGUUUCGCAGGAUCAGAGGGGAUGCUGGUUGCUUUCUUCUCACUGCCCGUGCAUCUGCUUUUAUCUGGAGCACACGGAGCAUUUCUUCUGUUUUAUAAAGAUAAGAAAACGUGCGAGAGGAUAUAAGGAAUUAAGGAAAGUUAUCUAGAGUGAAGCCAGCCUUGUCCGUGAGCUAUGGCUUUGAGUUCAAAUUAUCAUUCUCCAAAGGUGCAGUCUCAUCAGAGACGUGCAAAUAUGGACACUUUUAUUUAAAGUUGCACAUUUCAGAGUCUCCACUGAUUCAAUUUGACGUGAAACAAGAACAAACCUGCCGAGACAUCUUUAAUUCCACUCCAAUGCUCCGUGCGUGCGGUGAAGAAAAAUCGGGAUAUCUAGGUUUCCAUGAAAUGACUGCUUGUGUUUGCCUGGGACGCAACGAGAUGCCCGCUUAGCAUCAUGGUUCGAGUUAAUCAUGUUUGUGUUGCAAUUAAAUAGAAAACCCCAUUACGAGUCAAGCGUUCAUUAACGGUUGGCAGUGGAUGAAUGAACAGUGGAAAGUGUCCUCACUGGGCAGCCUGUUGUGUAAUUGCCCAAUUUUGAUUUGUAGGGCAGGAAAUUGAAUAUUAGUGUUACAUAAAUUGCUUUGUUUAAAGCUCCUCAGUUAAUCCUGUUCCUCGUGUUUCUGUCAUACAUUCUCGGGCUUCAUGUGUUCUGGUAAAAUCCACAGAAUAAAGUAUAUUUCAGU